AUGGACAUGCUCAUGAAGAGCGAGUUGGGCCUGCAAGACAAAGACCCCCGGGUUCUGUGGGAGGAGGACCUCCAGCUUGCGACCUCCAUCCUUCAAAUCCUCAUCCCGCAAUCCAAUCUUGGAAAAUCGGAAAUCAAAAAAAUCGCUCACAUCAAGAAAGUACCGGGGGGCAACACUCAAAUAUAUGGGGCUCCCGUUUUCGAUAAACAAUGGAGGCUCAACGUGAAGGAUCCCUUUCCGAGUCAGAGGAAACGUAAGAUGCCAGUUCGGCGUGCCCCGUUGCAGACUCAAAUCGAGUCGCAGAUAGAUACCGACGUGGAAGAGGAUUUCAUGCCAGAGACGAAAGGCAGCUUGGAAAAGCAUGUUUUCGUCAAAGCUGGAAGGAAAAGAGCAAACUUGAAGUCUGCAGAGGAGCCGGAAGAAAAGAAUUGGGAGCGUCUUUUCCGGGCGAUAUACUAUUAUAUGCGCGAGAUGCUCAAGGAGCAAAUUCAAAAGCGCAAUAGUGGUCACUCGCGACCCUUUCACCCUCUACCUUUCAGAGAACUACCAGAUCUCCGGUACUGGUCCUCAGAGUUCGCUAUCAGUCCUUUUCCGGACGCCACCGAUUCGUGGAAGUCUGGUCUUGUCCUCCUGGACUACAAGCUCCGAAAGUUAGACUCCUCCGAAAAGUCCUGGAAGGACGUCCUCACAGGAAUCGAGAUCACCCAAUCUGAUCUUUCCAGCGAUCGCAAAAUUCCUUUGUUCUUGGGCAUCGUUACCAAGGGUUAUCUGAUGAUGCGGGAGCAACCAUGGCGUCGUUUUGUCCUGCUUUUCAGUAUCUCCAAAUUCAAACUUCGUGCCCAUUAUAUAGAUCGCUCUGGCUUGGUGAUAUCAGAACCACUCCAGAUUGAUAGAUUCCCCGUACGUUUUGUCGACGUCUUAAAUACCACUACUUUGGCAAAUCGUUCCUCCCUUGGCUUUGAUCCAACAAUUCACAUCUGCAACUCUUGUAGCACCGUCCCAAGUCACACCAAUUUGCCGGACGGCUUCGAUACCAUGCUUCCCGGGGCGAUAGGCUGGGUUUACGAUAACGACCAGAACGUGUAUUGGAUCAUGGAGAUUCUAUGGAAAAGCCGCGGAUUUUUCAAGCGCGGAACCGUCUGUUAUCGCGUUCGAGACAAGUUUGGUCGGGAGUACGCGCUGAAGGAUUGUUGGGUCAACGAGGACGUCAAGGAUGUCGAAAUAGACUUUCUGAAAGCGGUCGACGGCAUCCAAAAUGUGGUUCAACUCGUCAAAUAUUGGGAUGUACUUUAUGAUGGGCAGCCCGACUCCACAUCGCACAUUCGCAGUCAUUGCCCGACAUUCGUAUUCAAGAAAAAAAUUCAUCGCCGUAUUCUCUUGACACCCUGUGGGCUUCCACUGACGCAAUUCAACGACAUACUUGAGCUUAUCGGGGUUUUUCGUGACCUCGUGGUUGCCCACAAAGCCAUGGUUGGCCGACGUGUCCUUCAUGGAGACCUCAGCCCUAAUAAUAUUAUCAUUUACGAAGGAAAAGGCUACUUCAUAGACUUUGACCAUGCAAAGUUUCUCGAUGCUGAUGGAAAAGCUGACGAGAGUCCACGUGGUACUGGAACCAUACCAUACAUAUCCUUCCGCGUUCUUCGCCUAAUGGGAGAUGGUCAUUCGGUCCGACACACGCCCUGCGACGAUCUCGAGUCGCUCUUCUAUAUCCUACUUGAAUUCACUGUUGUGUAUUUAGGACCCAAGGGUGCACUGGCCCCCCGACUUGACGAGGAGAAUUUGCAUCGGGACCCCGUUCGGAGGUGGGGGAUCGACUAUGAGAGUUUGACCUUUGAUAGUCUCGCGACCAGCAGCAUGUGGAAGCGUGAAUUCAUCCAUGGUCUCACUGAUCCCCCGCUAGUCACCUCGUACUUCACACCCUGCCGCCCCCUCCUCGAUGAGUGGCGUCAGGCGAUUUCAUUCGCAAGUACUCAGUUGACGGCCAUCUCUCACGACAACAUUUGUGAUGUUCUAACACGGGAGUUAAGCUCGAUCAGUCAGCAACUUGCCCAAACACCUCCUCCUGCACUUCCAUCCACGCUGGAGCCAACGAUAGCUCUGUCGCCUUCUCCUGCACCACUCACAUCACAGCUGGUUACAACCGUCGCCGCGUCGCUUACAGUGUCUCGAUCUGUGCCUGUUCGUGCGACAUCUGUCCCCUUGCCGCUUCCUGAUCCUCCCUUAGCUGUCCGUCGCCCUCGUCGUCCAAACCGGGUGCCUGGCAAACGCUAG
Suillus plorans is the source of this 2271-nucleotide messenger RNA. RefSeq lists its product as uncharacterized. The coding region runs from base 1 to 2271 and encodes 756 amino acids. Gene Ontology annotation, molecular function: ATP binding; protein kinase activity. The transcript has 3 exons. The record is from RefSeq and is a predicted model, not a curated record. Lineage: Eukaryota; Fungi; Basidiomycota; Agaricomycetes; Boletales; Suillaceae. Gene Ontology annotation, biological process: protein phosphorylation.